Messenger RNA from Dichomitus squalens LYAD-421 SS1, 1944 nucleotides. RefSeq names its product capsular associated protein. The record is from RefSeq and is a predicted model, not a curated record. The transcript is spliced from 6 exons. NCBI's taxonomy places the organism in Eukaryota, Fungi, Basidiomycota, Agaricomycetes, Polyporales, Polyporaceae. Bases 214 to 1740 code for a protein of 508 amino acids.
CCUCUCCGCUCUGAGAUCUGAGGCUUGACGAUACCCUAGGCUACAUCACCAUAAUACCCGGCCUGCUCUCUGUGGUCAAUCCCACACGCAACUUGGACGGACGCAGCAUCGGACGCGUCUAACUCUUCGGAGGUAACGCGUCGGAAGACUCUUCACGGGAAGGGAAGCCUCGGCACUGGCAGCUCCAAGCAUUGAAUCCAGUUACCGGUCGCUAUGCAGCCCAAGAGCAAACACCACCUACAACGGAUCCCGACAUGGGUCGCGCUCUCCGUCGGUAUCAUCGUCGGGCUCUUCAUCUCCAAAGUUCUGACUGGAGAAAGGUCGUCAACAACAUGGAGAGGCGGUUAUGCUCCGGUGAUACCCUCGUCACGCUCACCAACACGACAACCCAUCACCCUCCCCACAUUACCCCAACGCCGACGUGUGCUUGACCUUCUCACCCACCUCUCUCCCCAUUACACAAAAGAGUGCACAAGAAAUGCCCAGCCUAUGUACAAGGAGCAAGCGAUGGAACGCUAUGCAGCCCUCAUCGGCCACCAAUCCCCAUCCUCUUCCUCGUGGCUCGAUGCCCUCGGUCUCGGAAGCAACGCAGACCUAGGUUAUACGCCGUCGUCGGCCCACCAGUUCGGCCCCGACGCGCACAAGUACUUCUUCGCCAUCAACCUCUACAACUCGUUCGACGUCAUCCCCGACCUCUUCGCCACCCUCUUCCGCGUCGCCGCCAUCCUCGGCUACCACAACGUCUACGUCUCAAUCUACGAAAAUGGCUCGACUGACCAGACGAAAGCGCUCUUGCGCAUUUUCGACGCGCUCUGCCGGAGCGUUGGCAUGCGUGUCACUAUCCGGACGUCCCAGCGCACGCGAGGUGCGUUCAACCAUCGCAUCGAGUACCUUGCCGAGGUGCGCAACGCUGCGUUCGUGCCGCUGCACGAGCUACGCGAUACGCAGAACGAAUACUUUGACACGAUCAUCUUCAUGAAUGAUAUCCUCCCUUGUGUGGACGACCUCCUGGAGUUGAUCUGGCAGAGCCGGUUGAACAACGCUGGCAUCACGUGCGCCGCGGACUACAUGUAUCAUGCAGAGCUCGGCUCUCCAGUCUUCUACGACAACUGGGUCGCGCGCGAUAUCAACGGCACCGCGCUCGAAAACGAGCCCUUCGAGUCCAUCUUCCUGCACGGGCCCUCACAAGAACGUUUCAUGCAGCACCUCCCGCUCCAGGUGCAGUCAUGCUGGAACGGCAUCGCCGUGCUCGACUCGGCGCCCUUCUACACCCCGCCGCACGUCCGCUUCCGGAUGGCGCGCAUCGCCGAGGGCGAGUGCUCCGCGUCCGAAUGCUCGCUCAUCUGCAACGACUACUGGGAGGCGGGGUACGGGCGGAUAUUGAUGGUGCCGCGGGUGAAGCUCGCGUAUGACCGCCGCGUGUGGGAGAUCAUUCACCCCGACCGCCGGAACCUGACCGCGAUCCGCGGGUACGUCCGCCUCGGGGGCCUGCCCGACAACCCGCGGACGGACCCGCAGGACCGCGCGUGGUUCGGGCCGCACGACCGCCUUUUCACCCAGGAGGAGAGCGUGCCGAUCGACUUCAAGCCCGGGCCCGAGUACGUGUGGUGCUGGGGCUGGGACGGGGCGGGGGACCUGGACGGGCCGGACGUGGAUCCGAUCUGGGAGAGGAUGUCGAACAAGUCGACGCGGGCGGACGCGGUGAAGGUCAGGCACGACCGCAGCUUGCUCUACGUGUAGGUGCUGCCACUCUAGGGCAUGGUGGAGCGGUCUUCGCGUCGUGGAUGUCUUCGUGUCGUGGGGUCCUGAGGGCCCGUCUCGGGGCCUUGCGUGCCUGGGCAUGGACGAGGGCGGGUGUGGGCGGAUGGAGAACACUGCUGAACCAUAGAACGCACUAUGUAUAUACGUACACUGCACACAUCGUUAUCUUUCAUUUGCUGUCGG